AUGACGAAGAUAAAAGACAAAUUUUGGGAAUAUGCCGAGAAACUGAAUAACCGUUUCAAAUGUAAGUACUGCAAAAGAGAUUUUCCUGGAGGAGUAGCAAGAGUGAAGUCUCAUUUAUCGGGUAUUAAAGGCCGUGACAUUGCUGUUUGUGCACAAGUACCUGAGGAAGUACAAGCAUCUGCUGUUAUUGCAGUUGGGGAGGCCGGUGUUAAUGUUAGUGGGACUAAAAGAGCUAAAUCAUCUACUGGGAGUGUUGGGGAGAGCAGCGUUAGUGUCUGUGAAGAACCAAGAUUGCAACAAACUUCAAUACCUGCAAUGCUCAGCAAAAAGGAUAAAGAUGCGGUGGACAUGAAAGUAGCUCUUUGUUUCUUCUUGAAUAACAUUGCUUUUAAUGUUAUACAGACAACAGGGUUUAUUGAGAUGAUUAAGGCUGUGUCGGAAUAUGGUAUUGGAUAUUCAUUACCUAGUUAUUCUACUCUUCGAACUAAGCUGGUUGUUAAUACUAAAGCAGAUGUGGAACGUUAUGUAAAUGAAGUCAAAGAAUCUUGGAGUUUAACUGGAUGCACCAUCAUGUCAGACAUAUGGACAGAUAUGAAAAAAUGGUCGUUUAUAAAUGUGAUUGCUUACUCACCAAAAGGGGCAGUAUUCUUAAAAUCAGUUGAAAGAUCCGGAGAAUCGAACACAGGUUUAUUUAUAAGGGAGGUACUUUUACCAGUUAUUGAAGAGAUUGGUGCUGAAAAUGUAGUGCAAAUUGUGACCGACAAUGCUUCAAACUAUGGACUUGCUUGUAACCUGAUCAUGGAAGAGUAUCCCCACAUAAUCAAAUCAAAGUGUGCUGCUCAUGGAGUUCAAUUGGUAUUUGAGGAUAUAUAUGAUUCUGUUGAUUGGGUUAAAGAUAUUUUUCUCAAAGUAAGAAAGAUAUAUGACCAUUUCUAUAGGCAUAUCAUUCUUUUGGACUUAAUGAGAGAGCAUACCAAGAAAGAUUUGAGAAAGUAUUCUAAAACCAGGUUUGCGUCUCACUUUCUUAUGCUUCAAUCUAUUUUAGAUGUUGAAGAUGGUUUGAGAAACUUGGUCGCAUCGGUUGAAUAUAGAAACAUGUUGUACGACAAAGGAGCUGUUGCUGACAUAGUCAAAGAGCUUAUACAAGGAACACCAUUUUGGGAGGAUGGGAAAGAUCUAAUUUCAGCAAUGGAGCCAUUGGUAAAGGUAUUACGGUUAGUCGAUGGUGAUGGGUCAACUUCAGGCUACAUUUAUGAAGCAACAGAUAGAGCACGAAAGGCAAUUAAAGAACGAUGUGAAGAGGAUCCUGUUAAGUAUAUGCAUAUAUGGGAAUUGUUUGAAUUCAGAGCGAAAUCUAACCUGCUUCAUGAGGUUCAUGCUGCUGCCAUGUAUUUGAACCCUCCUUUCAUGUUUGAUGGAAAGAUUUCAUAUACUAAUGAAGCUGUGCAAGCUGCCUUGUCAUAUAUUUAUGACAAACUGAUUGAUACCACUGAAAGAACCAAGUUUUCGCAAGAGCUUUUACUCUAUAAUGGAAAACAUCCAAAGAUAUUUACAAGCAUCUCAAUAGAUCAAAUCAGUAAUUGUCAUCCAACAUGUGAACGUAACUGGAAUGCUUUCGAUGCCGCACAAACAAAAAAGAGAAACAGAUUGGCUCCACAGAUGUUGGAAGAUCUGGUGUACAUAAGGAUGAACUCGUUAAUGCUGAAAAAUUCCGUGAACUUUGAGUUAAAAGAUAGAGACCCAAUUAAUCUUGAAAAUCUCGCAGAGUGGGACACUGAACUUGUUGAUGGCAAUCUGGAUGAAGCUAUUGAUGAAGGUUUUGUAGCCGAUGCUCGAAGUGACCUGAAUGCUGCUUGGAUGGAUAGAAUGUGUAGCGGCAUUGGGACAUCUUCGAGAAUGAAUUAUCGUCAUCAGUAG
This is a messenger RNA of Papaver somniferum (opium poppy), 1917 nucleotides long. RefSeq lists its product as uncharacterized. NCBI's taxonomy places the organism in Eukaryota, Viridiplantae, Streptophyta, Magnoliopsida, Ranunculales, Papaveraceae. Gene Ontology annotation, molecular function: DNA binding. The transcript is spliced from 2 exons. Bases 1 to 1917 code for a protein of 638 amino acids. The record is from RefSeq and is a predicted model, not a curated record.